This is a messenger RNA of Octodon degus (degu), 4195 nucleotides long. RefSeq names its product nicotinamide nucleotide transhydrogenase (gene Nnt). Lineage: Eukaryota; Metazoa; Chordata; Mammalia; Rodentia; Octodontidae. The record is from RefSeq and is a predicted model, not a curated record. The coding region runs from base 142 to 3402 and encodes 1086 amino acids. Gene Ontology annotation, molecular function: NAD binding; NADP binding. The transcript is spliced from 22 exons. Gene Ontology annotation, biological process: proton transmembrane transport; NADPH regeneration. Gene Ontology annotation, cellular component: mitochondrial inner membrane.
ACAACGCCCCGUCCCGCCCCCGGCCGCCUCCUCCUUCCUUCGCCCUCUCGGGUUACAGAAAAUUGGGGUUUUUCCUAGAGAGUUGGGGAGAGUCAGCAAUUUGCUUACAAGGAAACCAGAAAGUUGGCGGCGUGUGUCAACAUGGCAAACCUGCUGAAAACGGUGGUGACCGGCUGCUCCUGUCCUUUACUUAGCAAUUUGGGGUCCUGCAAGGUUCUGCCUGGGAAAAAGGAUUUUUCCCGAACAUUUCAUAGUCAUCAGGCACUGUGGUGUAAAGCCCCUGUGAAACCAGGAAUUCCAUAUAAGCAGCUGACGGUUGGUGUUCCCAAGGAGAUUUUCCAAAAUGAGAAGCGGGUAGCGUUGUCUCCUGCUGGCGUUCAGGCCUUGGUCAAGCAGGGCUUUAAUGUCAUUGUAGAAUCAGGAGCAGGCGAAGCAUCCAAGUUCUCGGAUGAUCACUACCGAGCCGUGGGUGCCCAAAUCCAAGGGGCAAAGCAAGCCCUGGCUUCCGAUUUGGUGGUCAAGGUGCGAGCCCCCAUGGUUAAUCCAGCAUCAGGUGUCCACGAAGCUGACCUUUUAAAGACAUCAGGAACGUUGAUAAGUUUUAUUUACCCAGCUCAAAAUCCAGACUUGCUAGAUAAGCUUUCCAAAAGAAAAACGACAGUUGUGGCAAUGGACCAGGUUCCCAGAGUGACCAUCGCUCAGGGUUAUGACGCCCUGAGUUCCAUGGCCAACAUUGCUGGUUACAAGGCCGUUGUCCUCGCAGCAAAUCAUUUUGGACGGUUUUUUACCGGUCAGAUUACAGCUGCUGGAAAGGUUCCUCCAGCUAAGGUUCUGAUAGUUGGUGGCGGCGUUGCUGGGCUUGCCUCUGCAGGUGCUGCAAAAUCCAUGGGUGCGAUCGUUCGAGGGUUUGAUACGAGGGCUGCGGCUUUGGAGCAGUUCAAGUCUCUUGGUGCUGAACCCUUGGAGGUGGACUUGAAGGAGGCUGGUGAGGGCCACGGGGGGUAUGCGAAGGAGAUGUCCAAGGAGUUCAUUGAGGCUGAGAUGCAGCUGUUCGCUCAGCAGUGCAAGGAGGUGGACAUCCUCAUCAGCACGGCGCUCAUUCCAGGUAAGAAAGCUCCAGUUCUGUUUAACAAAGAAAUGAUCGAGUCCAUGAAGGAAGGCUCGGUUGUCGUGGACUUAGCUGCUGAGGCUGGAGGGAACUUCGAAACCACGAAGCCAGGAGAGCUGUAUGUCCACAAGGGUGUCACUCACAUCGGCUACACCGACCUUCCCAGCCGGAUGGCUACUCAGGCCAGCACUCUGUAUUCGAACAACAUCACCAAGCUGCUGAAGGCCAUCAGCCCCGACAAGGACAAUUUUUAUUUUGAAGUGAAGGACGACGUGGACUUUGGUACAAUGGGUCAUGUCAUUAGAGGAGCUGUGGUGAUGAAGGAUGGUGAAGUGAUUUUCCCAGCUCCCACACCGAAAAAUAUUCCUCAAGGUGCCCCAGUGAAACAGAAGACUGUGGCUGAGCUGGAGGCCGAAAAAGCAGCUACGGUCACCCCGCUCAGGAAGACAGCAGUGACGGCCUCUGCGUAUACGGCAGGCCUCACUGGGGUCCUGGGCUUGGGCGUGGUGGCUCCCGACCUUGCCUUUUCUCAGAUGGUGACCACUUUUGGCUUGGCUGGCAUAGUGGGGUACCACACUGUCUGGGGAGUGACCCCCGCCCUCCACUCGCCCCUGAUGUCGGUGACAAAUGCCAUCUCAGGCUUGACUGCGGUAGGAGGGCUGGCACUGAUGGGCGGCCAUCUGUACCCCUCCACGACCUCUCAGGGCCUUGCUGCCCUUGCUACGUUCAUAUCCUCAGUCAACAUUGCAGGUGGCUUUCUGGUGACUCAGAGAAUGCUGGACAUGUUCAAGCGCCCUACAGACCCCCCGGAGUACAACUACCUGUAUCUGCUCCCUGCCGGCACCUUCGUCGGGGGCUAUCUGGCUGCCCUCUACAGUGGCUAUAGCGUUGAACAAAUCAUGUACCUGGGCUCCGGCUUGUGCUGUGUCGGUGCCCUGGCCGGCCUUUCUACCCAGGGAACAGCUCGUCUUGGCAACGCAUUGGGCAUGAUCGGGGUUGCCGGAGGCCUGGCUGCGACCCUCGGAGGCCUAAAGCCCUGCCCAGAAUUGUUAGCACAGAUGUCUGGCGCGAUGGCGAUGGGCGGAACCAUUGGGUUGGCAAUUGCCAAGCGCAUCCAGAUUUCUGACUUGCCCCAGCUGGUUGCUGCUUUCCACAGCUUGGUGGGCUUGGCAGCUGUGCUGACCUGCGUAGCUGAGUACAUCGUAGAGUACCCCCAUUUUGCCACGGAUGCGACUGCAAAUCUCACCAAGAUUGUGGCUUACCUUGGCACUUACAUUGGUGGUGUCACUUUUAGUGGGUCUCUUGUUGCCUAUGGAAAACUGCAAGGUAUCUUGAACUCUGCCCCUCUCCUGCUACCUGGAAGACACGCACUCAACGCAGGCUUGCUGGCUGCCAGUGUGGGUGGAGUAAUCCCCUUCAUGGUGGACCCCAGUUUCACUACGGGCAUUACGUGUCUGGGCUCUGUGUCAGCCCUCUCUGCUGUCAUGGGCGUGACUCUGACAGCUGCCAUUGGGGGUGCUGACAUGCCUGUGGUCAUCACUGUGCUCAACAGCUACUCAGGCUGGGCGCUGUGUGCGGAGGGCUUCCUGCUCAACAACAACCUGCUCACCAUUGUGGGGGCCCUCAUCGGCUCCUCGGGCGCCAUCCUGUCCUACAUCAUGUGUGUGGCCAUGAAUCGCUCUCUGGCCAACGUGAUCCUGGGAGGCUAUGGCACCACGUCCACCGCGGGCGGGAAGCCCAUGGAGAUUUCGGGCACGCAUACGGAAAUCAACCUCGACGGUGCGAUCGACAUGAUUCGAGAAGCUAACAGCAUUAUUAUUACUCCAGGCUAUGGUCUCUGUGCAGCUAAGGCGCAGUACCCCAUCGCUGAUCUGGUGAAGAUGCUCACUGAGCAGGGCAAGAAAGUCAGGUUUGGAAUCCACCCAGUUGCAGGCCGAAUGCCUGGGCAGCUUAAUGUACUGCUGGCUGAGGCUGGGGUGCCAUACGACAUUGUGCUGGAGAUGGAUGAAAUCAACCACGAUUUUCCAGACACUGAUUUGGUCCUUGUGAUUGGAGCUAACGACACAGUUAACUCAGCAGCUCAAGAAGACCCCAACUCUAUUAUUGCGGGCAUGCCAGUCCUUGAGGUGUGGAAGUCGAAGCAGGUCAUCGUCAUGAAGAGGUCUUUGGGUGUUGGCUACGCUGCGGUGGAUAACCCCAUCUUCUACAAGCCCAACACAGCCAUGCUGCUCGGCGAUGCCAAGAAGACAUGUGACGCACUGCAGGCAAAAGUUAGAGAGUCCUAUCAGAAGUAAAUACUGCCUGUCGCGCUGGCGUCCAGUACCGCUGCCUCUGUGGGGUAGCACGUGGCUGACGCACAUCUCUAGCAAGCCACCUGGAAGAAGGAAGACUGAAGAAAGCCUAACAGGGAAAAUUUUCAAGAGCAGCAAUCCCUUGAUUUAAAACAGAUUGAAAAUUCUAGAUGUCUCUCUGUGCUUAUUUCUUCUGUAUUUGUGAAGCAAAACUUUUUUUUUUUUUUGAAGCAAAACUAUUUUAUAAAGGAGAAAAAGCAACUUCAUUUUAGAUGUGAUCCUGUUGGGCUUUGAAAUUAUCCUUCAGUAUCCAGAAAUGUUUGCAGAGGUGGAUGUUUAGGCUUUCAGGACUUACGUUGUACUUGGGUCUGAAAAGUAGAACAGUGUAAGCACUGUAGGCACCUGCAUUUGUGUUUUCAGCAAACAACUAAUUGAACUUCUGUCAACUCCUGUGCUGUCUCUUUGCAUUUCAGCAAUGGUCAAAAUUGGUUGUACCUAAUUUGUUUCAAUUUUUCAAAGUGUACUUCAGAUUCUAGAUUUCCAGGGUAUAUUUUCUCACUUCUAUUUUAAUACAUGAAGGGACUAGAUAAUCUUUCAACAGUGACAGAAGCAAAUGAUUUUCUUUGUAUGUUCAGUGAAACAUAAAACUUGAAAAUAUUAAUUGUAUUUUUUAAAACUCCAUUUCCAAUUGGAGAUCUCUGUAAUUUCAAUCAAUUUAUAAUGUGUAGUAUAUUAAAUACAUCAGUGCCAUUCAACCAUUUGAUUAAUAAAGCAAGUUUAUCAUGUUUUCAUAUGA